UGGUGUCUCUCCUUCGCCACCGAGAGGCACCGCUGAUUUACCUAGAGAGGUUGAUAUACCCUCAACGACCACACCUGCUGUCAUCUCGGAGCCCGCUGAGACUAGACUGACGGAGUCAAUUGUCAGACCUCAGUCUGUGGGACCUCUAUUGGUAUUGGAUCUCAGCCUUCUCCAUAUGAACAUGUCCUCUCCCUUUUGUCUGAUUCCGAUCCCAGCAAAGACAUAUUCCGAAUAGAUCUCAGCUCUUUCGUCGUCUUUUUUAAUGGCAUGAUCGAGAAGAUCCUUCAUCAAGGGUAUUGCUUUGAUCAGUUUAGACGUUCCCUUUCUCGCCACCUGACGAUGAUCAAAGAAGAGGGAUAUCCGGCGUUAGCUGACUCUCUUACUGCUGAUUUUAUUAUCUUGGAAUCUGAACUCCGAGAGUUAGAGGAGCUAAAGGCUAAUGGAGCUUCUUCUUUCGUGUCCUCUCAGUUGGAGCAUAGAUUGUCACAAUGGCGUGAUUUGAGGUCUUCCAUCGGCAGCGAGCUUCAGUCACAUGAGAAUUCUAUUACACAGCUGAUGGCUAGUCUUGCAAGAAAGGACACUGACAGAGCCGAGUUACUCAGUUCUUUAGACUCCAACCGUGAGGAAGUAGACAAGUUGAAGAAGGCCUUGAAGUAUGCCGAGGAGUCUGGUGCUAUCAUGGCAGAGGAGUUGGCUGAACUAGAGAAAUCUCGCGGACAGAUGCUUGAGAGAUUAGGAUCUACGCAGGAGAGACUGAUGAAGCUAAAAAAUGAAGCCGCGAAGAUCUUGAGCAAUUCUAAAGAAUCUGUCCGAGUUGAUCUGCAGGCUGAGCUUGAGCAGAGUUAUGUAGAUAGACUUUCUAAGUUAGAAUUUCACAUUCUUGCUCGCCGACUGCGUUCGGGCCAAUGA
Messenger RNA from Asparagus officinalis (garden asparagus), 909 nucleotides. RefSeq lists its product as uncharacterized. The transcript has 2 exons. The record is from RefSeq and is a predicted model, not a curated record. NCBI's taxonomy places the organism in Eukaryota, Viridiplantae, Streptophyta, Magnoliopsida, Asparagales, Asparagaceae. The coding region runs from base 268 to 909 and encodes 213 amino acids.